Molecule: messenger RNA, 837 nt
Organism: Symbiodinium pilosum
Lineage: Eukaryota; Dinophyceae; Suessiales; Symbiodiniaceae
Source: the annotation of a GenBank genome assembly
GUUUUCAAGUAUGGUCGACAGCCGGAGCAAACGGCUGAUCUUUGGUUGCCUGCAGGGCAGGCACCCAAGGGAGUUGUCGUGCUGCUGCAUGGUGGUUUCUGGCUGGUGCAGUAUGGCAAAGAGCUCAUGAACGACUUGGCGCGCGAUGUUGUCCAAAGAGGCUACGCCGCGCUGAAUUUGGAGUACCGGCGAAUUGGGAGUCCUACGUGGAAGGAUGCCAACAGCACCUUGAGCGACGUUUCCGCUGGGCUGGGGCUGCUGCAGUCGGGAAAGCUGUCCCUCGACGGCCUUCCGGUCGCUUUGGUGGGCCACUCCGCAGGUGGCCAUCUAGCGCUGUGGUCUCAAUUGCAGACACUAGACUCCACACCAGCGGCAGCGGUUGUGUCCAACGGCGGUGUGCUGGACCUGUGUUAUGCAGACAGUGAGGAGUUGGGAGGUGGAGCAGGUGCUGUCCAACGAUUCUUGAGCUUCCGCGAGGUAGCAAAUCUGCGGAGGGAAGUUUCCCCCAUUGAUAUGCUGCCGCCCUGCCGCGUGAAUUCCUUGCAAGGCAGCGACGCCCAAAGAGGCGUUGCCCCCAGGGCACGCAUAGGCCUCAUACAUGGGUCGCUGGAUGAGGUGGUGCCGCCCGAGCAGUCCAUCCGGUUUCUGGUCUCAGCCACCUGCGCUGGCAUUCCAUGCGAGCUUCACCUUAUCAAGCAAGAGGGCCACUACGAGGUCCAGAGUGCCUUCCGGGCGCCUCCACGCCGCGUGCUGCGCGGGGCGAUGGCGGCCACGCUGCGUGAGGAGCUGCGUGAUGAGACAGUCAUUCGAAGUCGGCUUCAAGAAGAAGCUGCGUGA